Molecule: messenger RNA, 4794 nt
Organism: Amblyraja radiata (thorny skate)
Lineage: Eukaryota; Metazoa; Chordata; Chondrichthyes; Rajiformes; Rajidae
Product: ras-related protein Rab-8A
Exons: 8
Coding region: 28-819 (263 amino acids)
Molecular function (GO): GTP binding; GTPase activity
Source: RefSeq, a predicted model, not a curated record
CGGAAACAGUUGUCAACCCGAAGGGGAAUGCGGCAGCUGGCCAGCCCGCUGAUUGACACCGGCAGCUGCCAAUGGGCUGCGAGCAAGAAGGGCCCUUCCGGUCGGCGGGGGGGCGGGCCCUGCAACCGGAGGGCCAAUGAGAGCGCGGCGACCGCGGCUUCCGGCGGAGCUGGGCGCGGGAGGCGGGUGGAGGCGGCCAUGGCGAAGACCUACGACUAUCUCUUCAAACUGCUGCUGAUCGGGGACAGCGGCGUCGGCAAAACCUGCGUCCUCUUCCGCUUCUCCGAGGACGCGUUCAACACCACCUUCAUCUCCACCAUCGGUAUUGACUUUAAGAUCAGAACGAUUGAGUUGGACGGAAAGAAAAUCAAACUGCAGAUAUGGGACACAGCUGGCCAAGAACGGUUUCGGACGAUCACCACCGCGUACUAUCGAGGUGCCAUGGGUAUCAUGUUAGUGUACGACAUCACCAACGAGAAGUCCUUUGACAACAUCAAGAAUUGGAUCCGGAAUAUCGAGGAGCAUGCCUCCGCAGAUGUGGAGAAAAUGAUCCUUGGAAACAAGUGUGAUGUCAAUGAAAAACGACAAGUCAGCAAAGAACGUGGAGAGAAGUUAGCCAAUGACUAUGGAAUUAAAUUCAUGGAAACCAGCGCAAAAGCAAAUAUAAAUGUGGAGAAUGCAUUUUUUACACUCGCCAGGGACAUAAAAACAAAAAUGGACAAGAAGCUGGAGGGUAACAGUCCACAAGGUAGCACCCAAGGAGUGCGGAUCACCUCAGAACAGAAAAAGAGCAGCUUCUUCCGUUGUCUCCUCCUGUGACGAACUCUGCCUUCGAAAGGUCCAAGCACCUGCAGACUUGAAGUGGAAUGUGCUAGCACUGUGCUUUUCCUGUACAGAUGGACACUUCCUUCGGACAAGCCCUGUUGUGCUGACAAAGACUUGCAGUGACCAAGCAGCUGAGGUUUUUGGCUUUUAGGACCUGUCCGACGAUGAUUACCUCAGUAAUGGAAACGUGCACGUCAGAAUCUUCUGAUGGGAAUCCCUCCAUUUUACUGAUUUCCAAUCUGUUGGGGUGUAAUUUGUUUGAAAUUCCAGCAAAUCCUCCUUCCUCUGCUUUCCCUGUUUUGUUUCUCCCCGCAGAUCUUGUGUUGUGGAGGUGCUUUCACCAUUGGAGUCUUUCCCAGUUUCAGCAGCCCAGUGACCUCAUUGUGCAAUAAGGUGCUGCGGCUGUUGAUGCUUUACGUGUCACUCUCCUUACACGUCGCUCGCCUGGGAGGGCUUUGUCUGCUUUCUGCCAGUGUAUCAUGUCUGUAUCUCGAUGGAUGUGGUGAUUAAGAAGGAUAGAGUAGCCCCAAUGUUAGUUGUCAGACUUGCAGCCAGGUAUAUCUGUUCCCUUGAUGGCCAUGGUGUUGAAUACCACCCAGUUUCUCACUCUCCCUUUCACAUCUAUUGGCUUUUCCCGUGUUUAGUUUUUCAGCAAGAUGCAGUAUGUUGCAACAGCUGCUGCAUCUCUGACAGGUUCAAUUUGAGUGUUACCAACAGACAAUUUGUCUCGAAGCACUGAACAAAAACUGGAUUUCAGAUAGAUUUUUUUUAUUGGUAGCGCAGUGUUUACUAUGGCCAUGCUACACAUCAACGCCUCUGUUUUUCCAGGGGUUCAAAGGCAAAGAGCCAGAAAUCUACCAAACCCAACCUUUCUGAGCCAUGACUGCCUGUAACCAUGGUGUUUUGAUGUUAUCCCUGCAAAUGGCUCCAGUUAUUGUAGGUUCUAUAUUUCGCGGACCAUCGGGGGGGGGGGGGGGGGGGGGGGGGGGGUUGUGCAGAGAAUGUAGCAGUGGUCGAAGCCAAAGAGUUUAAGGGAGGAGCAGAAGGCGGUGAAGGGAGGAUCGGUAGGAGAUGGUGGGAGGGCAUUAUGGAAUGAAACAAACCCCUCUCCCCACCACCAUCCCAGCCCCUGACAACAGCUGAGGUGCAUCAUCCGUUCACUUAUUUGUAGCCUUAUUCAUCAGCCAUUACUUUGUUUCACCACUGUUGGAGUCCUGCUGAAUUAUUUUGUGAAAACCAUGUGAACGCUGAUGCUUGGAGCCACAGAUUGGCACGGGUGCUGUGCAGUGGUUGCAAGAAGUGUACGAGGGUUUAGUCACUCUUAGUUCACGGGCUGCCAGUGUCAGCAGUUUAGCAGAUUUGGCGGUUAAUGCACUGUGGGCAGGUCCUAUUAAUAAAGUUCAUUCAUAAUUCUGGAACCUGAGUGUUGACAUAGUAAAAUUCUCUCAGGGAGAUGAAUUGCACUUUCAGUUGAAAAGGUGUCAACUUUGUAAUGUUUGAAUGUGGAACAUGAAACUUGUGAUAAGGGGUAUACCAGGCGGUAUGUGUCUUGUCUGCUGUGCUAGAAAUCCCCAAGCCAGGCUCUGUUGUAACUAUCACUGUAUAAAUUAGUAAGUUGUACCAAAGUGUACUGAUGAGACCAUUGGUGUAGGUCUUUUUUUAGGUGUGGUAAUGUUUUGGUUCAAAACCAGAGAGUAGCUGUGAUGCUGAUAAUUUUAGUUUCUGGACUAUUAUAUAGAAAAAGAGUGAAGGAAACAGUUACUCUUCUGACCAACAUUCCAACCAUUCCCUCCUCAUUUCCAUUCUCACCCAAUCCCCCAUUAACAAUGAUCAAGGAGAUGAGUCUCAGACCAAAAUGGAAAACUGCAAAGUGAAGAACAAGUGAAUAUUCGGAAAUCUGAACCAAGUACCUGUUCUUGAAUGCUGAAGGUUGCAGACCUGCACUUCAAGUGGACAACAAUAAUGGAAAAUGGAGCACAGGUGGCCAAACAUUAAUAAUAAGUAGAUGGUUAUGGGCAGUGAUAACUGCUCAAUAUAUAUAUAUAUAUAGCAGGUUGGUUCAACAGAUGCUGCAUUUGGUCAGACCCAGAAUAUCCUUUCCUUUUAAAGUUUACUGAGCGCUUUGUGCAGCUUGAUAAAUGAAGGAGCGAAAGCACGCGCCCUAAAUCUAAAACAGAGAAGCUAUGCCAUUGUUUAAAAAGCUGACCUUGUGCAAAUCAUGUCAUCUGUUUAGAUGUCUAAACUGAUUACCUCGCCAGAGUUUUCCUACCUGCACAUCUCUAAAUAUCCCCUUCUGCCCAGUCACGAAAAGACUUUCCGGUUUCCUUGUUCCAAAUCGGGAGGAUUGAAGCUGAAUGUGACAGUCUGUGGUUAAUGUGAAUCCAGACCACACCAUCAAUCCUUGGAUCACUGGGGGGGUGGAAAGAGGACGAUUACACUCUUCCAGAGUUGUCGGCUGCUGCUGCCUAACGAUUUGCAAGUGGAACCCCUUCUCCCAUGACUGCAUUCUUUGUAUUGGCCCCAAUCAUUCUCAUCAUUCCUCAAUCCGGUUUGAUGGCCACGGAUUCCAGUAGUUUCGAUCCAUUAGUUUACCCACUUCUUGGAUAUGACCUGCCAUUUUCAGGCUGAAAGCAGCCACUUUCACUGGAGCCCAUCUAUCCUGUUCUGCUGAAAUGAUUUUUGUUUUGAGUUGUUAGAAAGAAAUGUAAUUUUUUGUCGUAUGUCAUGUGUUUUUUUUCCUCCCACAGAAUCCCUUAAAAUCCCAGUGUUGAUUACAUCAGGGUUGAUUGUUCCUUGUAAUUUGCUUUUGAUUGUCCAAGUUGACUGGCAUUGUAUUAGAUUAGAUUAACAGCCUGCCACAUCCCACUGUAAUAAUAUAAAUCUGUUCCCGUUGGGAUGCCACUCUCACCUUGCAGCUACACCUGGAAUGCAAUAUACUAGCCAGUCCCAAUUAUUUGAGUCGGCUUUAAUUAUUUUGGGAAGCAUACCUGGAUCAUAAUGGAAACAGCUUGGGAGUUGUUUAACUGACAACCCUGAACGAUGCUUCUCAGAUGACCCAGCCUCCGUGACCAGGGUUCUAAUAACGUUUUGCUCCAUUUAAAGCUAAUAACAUCUUUUGGUGUUUCAAAGGAACAUAUCUGUAUCUUCUCGUUGAAAAUGGUUCAAAUACCUGAACAAAUUUGUAUUGGUUCCUUGCUGCCAGUGUUGGCCACUGAAUAGCAACACUGGUCUUUGCUGACGGAUGAGUGAUCUUCCCUGACAUUGUCACUCAUCCAAAAAGUAGGAAGGAUUGUCACCUUGUUAGCAGCGACAACAUUAGCGCUGCCACUGAACCCUUUGUCAUUUUCACCUGUGUCUUGAAAGUCACAAAGUUAAAUAGCUCGCUGGGUGGCACGUCUAAUUAAAUUAAUCGGGCCGCUUUAUUCCAACCAUUAAGAAGUGACCAGUGUUAAAAGGCCGUUCUGUUCCAUUAAACUGAGUUCUGUAAACAUUCCACGCUUUUGCUUGUACAGGGCACUGUUCUGGCCUAAUGUUGGUGACGCUGCUGAAUGUGGUGCAUAAAUACCUGAUAUAUGAGGAGUGUGUCACGUUGAGCACAGUAUGAGCUAACAGCACAGUACAUAGCCUAUUGCUUUUUAAACUGCCCCCAUUGUCAGUUUGUACUAUCCUUGCUAUAACAGUAUUGUACAAAGAAUGCCAGUGAUAUGGGAGGAAAAUAUUUUGUCAACAGUUCAACCUCAUUGACCUUGAUGUAAUCGUUCAAACAUUAUGUGCAAAAGUCUCCAGGAUUCAAUUGGUUCGAAGGGAUGGGCAUAGCAUUGUUUCAGGUGACCAUGUAAAUAGCUUUACAUAAAAAAAAGGACCUACUUUAUAAUUGUUCUGUACAUGCCGAUGUUACUGGAUUUAUAGACACAAGUGGAGUUUUAAUGAGAUUAAAAAUGUGAGUCCUUUAAAAAGCGAAUUCAUUAA